AUGGGGCAAAUGAACAAUGUGACAGAAUUCAUCCUGCUCGGCCUAACACAGAACCGAGAUGUGCAGAAAUUCUUAUUUGCUGUGUUCACAGCCAUCUACCUUCUCACCCUGAUAGGCAACCUCCUCAUUGUCGUGACCAUCGCCACCAGCCCGGCCCUGGGAUCCCCCAUGUAUUACUUUCUGUCUUUCCUGUCCUUCAUAGAUGGCUGUUGCUCUUCUACCAUGGCUCCCAAAAUGAUUAUGGACUUACUGGCUGAAAGGAAAACCAUCUCCUUCACUGGGUGCAUGACUCAGCUCUUUGCAGAGCAUUUCUUUGGAGGGGUUGAGAUUCUGCUCCUCACAGUGAUGGCCUAUGACCGCUACGUGGCCAUCUGCAAACCUCUGCACUACAUGGUCACAAUGAACCGACGGGUGUGUGGCCUCCUUGUGGCUGUGGCCUGGGCUGGAGGGUUUGUUCAUGCCUUGAUCCAAAUUCUUUUUAUGAUCUGGCUCCCGUUCUGUGGUCCUAACGUCAUUGACCAUUUCAUCUGUGAUCUUUUCCCUCUGCUGAAACUCACGUGCACGGACACACAUACUUUUGGACUCUUUGUUGCUGCCAACAGUGGGCUGAUGUGUAUGCUUAUUUUCUCUAUUCUGAUAGCCUCCUAUAUCCUCAUCCUUUGCUCCCUAAGAACUCACAGCUCCAAAGGACAGAGGAAGGCUCUCUCCACCUGCGCGUCCCAUAUUACAGUAGUGGUCUUAUUCUUUGUACCCUGCAUUUUCGUGUACCUUAGACCUAUGAUCACAUUCCCAGUUGACAAAGCAGUUGCUGUGUUUUAUACCAUGAUCACUCCCAUGUUAAAUCCUUUAAUAUACACUCUCAGAAACACAGAGGUACAAAAUGCGAUGAAAAAGCUCUGGAGCCAAACAGUGAUCUUGGGUAAAAAUUCAUGUGAUUAG
Molecule: messenger RNA, 939 nt
Organism: Elephantulus edwardii (Cape elephant shrew)
Lineage: Eukaryota; Metazoa; Chordata; Mammalia; Macroscelidea; Macroscelididae
Product: olfactory receptor 4C5-like
Exons: 1
Coding region: 1-939 (312 amino acids)
Biological process (GO): G protein-coupled receptor signaling pathway
Cellular component (GO): membrane
Molecular function (GO): G protein-coupled receptor activity; olfactory receptor activity
Source: RefSeq, a predicted model, not a curated record